Molecule: messenger RNA, 1100 nt
Organism: Chiroxiphia lanceolata (lance-tailed manakin)
Lineage: Eukaryota; Metazoa; Chordata; Aves; Passeriformes; Pipridae
Product: killer cell lectin-like receptor subfamily B member 1C
Exons: 3
Coding region: 330-848 (172 amino acids)
Source: RefSeq, a predicted model, not a curated record
UCCCACCUGGCUCUGCUGGGAGAGGCUCAGGUGGGACCUCGGGGGGCUCCUCCUGCGAGGAGACCCUGCACUGAGGGUUCUCUGGCAAAAAGGAGCAUUUUUAAGGAAGAAUUCCCUUUUCCAUGCGAUUUUUGGCGGUCCCACCUCCCGAGAGGAGCACGGUCAGCCCAAGGGGGAUGUUUCUCACCACCCUUCCUGCACCCCAACCACCCACUGUGCCCUCAUGGUCACCCAACUGAAUCUUCUUCCUCCUCCUCUUCUCCCCCCUCCUCUCCCUCUUCCUCCUCCUCCUCCGUGGUGGCAGAGCAGAAAAACCACAAUGCUGGGAAAUGACUCGAGGGUUUGGUGCCUUUCAUUUGGGGGGUCAGGGAAGACCUUACCCACCUUUGGGGUGUCUCAUUCGUGGCCUUUCCUCCUCUCCAGCCCCUGCUGGCUGCAAGUUGUGCCCCCAGGACUGGCAGCUCCAUGGGGAGAGAUGCUACUGGCUCUCCAAGGAAUCGGGGAACUGGACCCAGGGCAGGAAAAGCUGCAAAGAUCAGGGCUCUGAGCUGGUGGUGCUCCAGAACGAGACAGAAAUGGAGAACGUCGAGAGUGUCACAGGCAGGCGCCCGUGGUCGGUGUGGGUUGGGUUGAGGUCGCAGCAGAAGGAGUGGACGUGGGUGGACAACACCCCCUACGACCCCCACAGGUUUGGGGACCUGCCGGAGGUGGAUGAAGGGUGUGGGACCCUGAAAGGCAACCGCUUGGAUCUUGAGAUCUGUGUCGGUGACCACAAGUGGGUUUGCCAAAAAGCCCCUUUCCAGCUCUCCCCGCCCACGGUUGGGAAGCUGGAUGAUGCCUCCACCUGACACACUCGGGCAAGGACCUCGUGUGGUACAAAAAAAAAUUUUAUUACAAUUUUUUCAUGGUUUAUGCACCCUGUUACAUAAGCAGUAAAUUCCUGUGAGUGACUUUUCUCUGUAUCUACUGUUUAAUUAAGCAUUUACAGAGCAGGAGAAAAAUACUCCCAAACAAUUUCACACACACAUGGAUACAUCUCACCAUGUCUGCAUUAAAGUUGCUGAGCUCCCCUUGAGAUUCUCUCAGGGUCAUAUAAUGUU